AUGUAAUUAAUAGAUGCCAUUUUUGAGGAUCAAUUCAGGCCAGCUCUGAUUGAACACUAUAAACAAUAUAAGAUAGUCAGGAGGGCUGAUUAUCUUUUAAAGGCAUUACAAUCAGUCGAUUAACUGUCUUUAGAAGAUUAAUAACAAUUUUACGAUCAUUUAGAGAAAUAAUUAUUACAAUGCACCCCAUUGUAAGCAUUAACAUUAAUUCACAAUUAAAACGAGCAGAUUGUAGAUUUGUUAUUAGAGUUGUGUUUAACAAAUGAACAUGUAUCACCUUUACUAUAUUUUUCAGCAUACACAAUAAUUAUUUAGGAUUAUCAAUUGGUUUUUGAGAUCUAUAACAUUGACAAGGCGCAAUUUCAAAGGCAUGUUUAUCUACAUCAAAAAUCAAAUGUACAAUUCCUAACUAACAAAUGAAAAAGUUUAGAGAUUCAUAUCACUAUUAUAAGUACCAAUUGAUUUUCAUUUUAUAGAAAGUUUUUGCAGAAUUUCGUUAUGAAUCUCCAUAUGCCUCGUUCUACUUCAAUUACAUCAACAGUGGGUUAGUUGUGGACACAAGAGAAAUGAAAUGGCUCUUUGGUAAAGGCAUUUCCCUCUAAACUUGGCUCUAUCCAAUUCCUAUAAAAUCAGAAGUUGAAACUAAAAUUAUGUACUUAAUGUCUGAUAAAAAAAAAGGGUGUCAGUUUAUUUUAAAUGGCAACAAAUUGGUUUAUCAAUAUGUGGAUCUGAAUUGUAUUUUUAUUCCUCAUUAUAAAACAGCGCCAAAUCACGAAGUUCCAAUAAGUUUGAUUGAAAUUCCCUAUCAAGAAUGGUCAUCGUUGUGUAUCCAGAUUUAAUCGAAAAAGUUCUUCAUGUAGGAAUCGUAUUACUUAUAUUUGACUUGUGGCAAUCAACAACUUCGAGAAAUCAAAAUAGAUUUUCCUCAGAUCCCAAACGACUCUCUUGUCAUUGAGUUCCAAUUUUUUACUAAUUUUUAUGGUUAUGUCACAUCUAUGUUAAUUUAUAAUGAUGGAUUUGAUGGAAGGUAUUAACUACUAUUAUGCAUAUAGUGAUCUAACUUGUGGUGACAAAGACCUGGGCAUUCAAUCCAAUGAUCACCUAAGGAAUUUACACAAAUGUCAUGGGAAUAAUAAACUAAUUUUAUGUUAUACUCCACUGAGAGCCAGAGCCAAUUUUAUUACAGAUCCAAUCAAUAAAUUUGAUGGGGCAUUGCAAUCAUUCAGUGGUUCCUACUUAAGAAUCACUUAAAAAUAACAGUUUUCUUAAUUCUGCAGAAUUGAAAACUUUGUUCCUCUAUUACUAUUUAUUAAAAUCUAACCUUAUGAUUCAUUGCUGAACGAGUUAUUGACUCUUUUCUGUUAAAUCAUCAAGUCCAGACCAGAAACAUAGCAAGAUGCAAUCAGAACUGAAUAUUUAAGUUUGAUAGCCCUUAAACUAAAUGAUUCUGGACUUGACAUGAUCAACAAUUAAACCAUAGAAUUGCUCUCACAAUUGCACAAUUCCAUUCAGGAUACAAAGUUGAAAUAGCAAUUCGUUUGCAAUCUAUUGUGGAGAAUUCAAAUUUAUAAACUAGAGAAUUUUUCAAUCAUUGAAGACUACUUAAAGUUCAUUCGAAUGAUAUAUAAUGGCAAUCCUGAAUUUUGUAUAUCGAUUUUCGGAAUCGGUAAAAUACUCGAAAUCUUGAUCUACGACAUUGAUCCGAAGAAUAGAUUAUGUUGCGAAGAACAUGCGAAUCAAAUGGGUUAUACCAACUUCUAAUUACCUACCAUCCCCUACGCUUAAUUGAUUGAUUCCUAUUUAAGUAUCACCUAUGUUUACAUUUCUUAGAUAUUAUUGAUGCCAUCCUCCAUAAUAAAUUAUUUCAAUCACAAUCCAAAAUUGAGAAAUCCAACAUCAUUGACAUUGCGAGAGUCUUCACAUUAAAAUGCUCUCCUUGCUUCUAUUAAUUACUACUCAAAAAGCUACAAGGAUUAUUUUAAUACGAAACCAAGAGUAAUAACCCCAUAUCUCAGAUACUAAUCCAAGAGGAAGUGAUGCAAAUGCUAUUGAAUCUACUAACAACAUGUUCCUGUCCAGAUGUCAAAACCAGUUGCAUCAAGUUGAUAGCUGAGAGUAUUCGCAUUAACUAAUCUCCAAAUGAAAAAGAAAUCGCUAAUUGGAUUGCACAUACUUUAGGUAACAGUGCUGCAGUUGAGGUGUAAGAGGCAUACUCCGAUGAUGAAGAUGAGGAUUUUCAACCUCGAAAGCCAUUAAUAAAUCAAGCUUUGGUCUUUCAUUAACAAGAGGAACAAUAGAAUUUUGAUGAGGAGAAGAAGAAGCAGCCUGCCAUUCAAAAUAAGAAGAUUGUUUAGGCAAAUAGAAGGAUUAUUGAUUAUGAACCUCUAUAUGUUGCGAUUAUGGAAUGGAUGCUCAAAACUAGAGUUGGAAAGACCAAUUCAGAUACACUGAUUUUAGAUGAAAAUCUUAUCAUUAAAUCUGAUGGUGGAUUAUCACUUUUGAUUAGUUAUUUCGAAUAUUGCGUGGAUUCUGUCAAGGGCCGAAUUAUGUAAGAUUUAUGUAUGCUAAUUAAAUGGAAUCAAGCCAGUGCUAUUUUUCUAUUAAAUAACGAGGAGUUUCAUUGGUGGAUCUUAAAGACGCUCUUGGAAAUCUAAAACCAAUACAAUAUUAGAGAGUUGGCUUAAUUUGAAUUCUGGGUGUGGGAUAGUGGAUUAAAACUCUAUUGCAAUGUGAUCAAAGCUGGUAUUCAGAACGAGAAGAAUGGAUUUCAGCGAUUGGCUCAAUUGUAGAGUUAUUGCAGAGUGUUGGAAGAGAUUAAUGGAGAACAGAUAAAUCAGUAGGCAACCUAAUUAUUGAUCAGAUUGAUAUACAAGCAACUGCUCUCUAAUUUCUCGUAAUUAUCAUUCAUUUAAUAGAUUAGUGAUUGUUAUAAGUUGGACUUAUUUUCAGCCUUUUGGGUUAACUUGUAUUCUGUUAUUUUUGAAACCUUCAGAUUAGUGACAGCUGAUCCAAGGACUAUUGAGAAUGAGAGCGAGAACGAGCAUUACUAUUUAUUCCAUAAAUUCUACCCUAUUGCAUUUUAGUUAACAAUUUCACAGUAAGAAAUGCCUAAAAGUAAAUAUUAAUCAAAUAUUAUUGCUAGAAUGGAAGCAAUAAUUUGGAAUUAUACAAUGGGUCGAUCACAUUCUUAUUGUGAAUAUCUGUGAAAUUAUUAAUCAAUUUUGUGGCAAAUUCUCGACACAAAUAAUUAGUUACUUGGAUGAUUAUCAGAUUGUUUAAAAAGGAAUUUUAGGUCUUUUGGAGUAGAAGAAUCCCACAGAAUCGUAGAAAACAUUUGCUGCAAUGAUGUUUGAAUUCGAUAUAGGAUUGGAAUAAGGUCAAUCUCCCAUCUUUGUCUAGGUUUGUUAACUCUUUCUGUAAUUGAAUGCCGAAUACUUUGCCUUUAAUGUGCAGAGCAGUGAAAACAUAAAGCAAUUGCAGGUGAUAUUGAAUACACUCGAUAAAUUAGUUAGAACUUUAAUUAUUGCUUCGGAGACUUUAAGGGACAAAGAGAUAGACGAAAUGCAAGAUAAAGUAGUGUAUUCGAUUAUUGGAUCGCAUUUCAUAUUUCUGUAUUAAAUGGAGGAUAAAAUAAAAGAGAUUAAUUACGAUAAGGAGAUAAAGUAGGAAUUGUUGCAGAUUGUGAAGAAUUGCUUGUUCUAUUCAUUCAAGUUUUUGAUUGUGUAUGUCGAUUGUUUUACUCAGAUUUUAAAUAAGAAUGAGUCAUUUUAGGCUCUCAUUUUUGAAGGGUACAAACAACACAAAUUGUUUCUAAUGAAAAUGAUCAAUGAUUUAAUUAGGAAAGACAGUUCACACAUCUUUGAUGCUAGUGAAACCAAGUCACUCAAAUUAAACAAUAAACUAAUUAUGGAUAAAAUGAUAGCAGCAAAACAAGUAUUUGUGGAAAAUCAAACAUUAUUGUAAAAAAUAUAGCAAUCAUUCUUCAUGAAUGAAGAAUAUUAUUUGAAAACCAAGUGUGAUUUUGAAGAAUCGUAUAGAAUUUUCUCAUAGAAGAAGAAAGCCUUAGAGGAUAGAUUGUAAUCAUAACGACAAGGAAUUGAGGAAGUCUUGUUUUCAUAGAUGUAAAUUCAUUAAGGUAUAUUACAUAUAGGAUAUCAUCAUCGUCAACCUAUUCGUAUGAUUAAAAAAUACAGAGAAUAGACUCUGAAUAAAUCUAUAUGAGACAAGCCAGAUACAUGUUUAAGAAGUCAUUCAACAGAGUCCGUGUAUUUAAUCAAUGGUGGGCUCAUCCAGAGUUCAAGGCAUAAAUCGAUAAGCCAUUUGCUUCGAUAGAUAUGCAUUAUGACAACAUCAUAUAAAAUUAGAUGUAAAACAAAGAAUUUAAUGUAGAUUCACAUGGAAGAUGUGGAAAUAUGAAACCAAAUAGAAAUCCAGACCCUUGCUCAAACCUAAGUUGUAUGAUUACCCUCAAAUUGAUAACAUAAUGCAAUCUCAAUAGUAAAGUACAAGAAUAAUGAAUUUGGCUGACUACGAUAAGAAAUAACCAGAGAGACAGAGAAAGAAAAUACAUGAAAUCAUAUUUGAUACAAUCAUCCCAUUUUAUUCUUAAUAACAUGAAUAAGACGAGGUGAUUCUCCACAGAGUCCAGUGGAUCAAGACUUUAACAGUUAGAAUAGGAUCUUUACGAAUAAGUGAUACGCAUUUGAUCUUUUAUUUUGAAUCCAUUACUCAAAAAGAAACCCACUAGAGUCUGAUUAAAUUUAGAGUUCCUGAAGACUCCUAGUUGGUGAAGUAGUGGGAUUUGGAAUAGAUCUACGAUAUUUAAUUUAGAAGAUACAUUGGGAGAUGGACAUCCUUGGAGUUGACUCUAUUGGAAGGUAGUACACUUGUAUUCAAUUUCUAAAAUGGGGAUCAUCAAAAAGUGAUAGAGAAAUUGAUUUCUCUGAAGAAACAGCGAACCAUCAAUCUUAAACCCAGAAUUUAAUCUGGUAAAUUAGAUCCUGUGAGUGUGAUGUUAGAGAGUAAGGCUAUGAAUAAGUGGUAUAAUUAUAAGAUCACGACGUUUGAAUACUUGAUGAAAGUCAAUAAAAUCUCUGGAAGGAGCAACAAGGAUUUGACCUAAUAUCCUGUGUUUCCCUGGAUCAUGAAUGAUGGUGAGUAAUUGCACAAAUAUCGUGAUUUAACUAAAAGCAUGGGUGCUUUGGGUACUAAAGAUAGGAUCGAGGUGUUUGAAUAGAGAUACAACAUGAUAGAUCAUUUUAAUAAGGUUCCGCAAUUUCACUAUGGGAGUCAUUAUUCGAGUCCAGCAAUCAUAUUCCAUUAUCUUAUUAGAUUGAAACCAUUUUCUGAUGGAGCCAAAGAAUUAUAAUCAGGCAAGUUUGACUUAGCAGAUCGUUUAUUCUUCUCAUUCAUAGAGACAUAUCGGAAUGCAGUUGAAGAAUUGAGUGAUGUCAGAGAAUUGAUACCUGAAUUCUUCUAUUUGCCUGAGAUGUUUCUUAAUUUAUCAAAGUAUGACUAUGGAUUGUAGUAAACUGGGUAACGAGUAAACAAUGUGGAAUUGCCUUUUUGGACUUAACAAAACCCCUAUUUGUUUAUUUGUGCUCACAGAAUGGAAUUGGAAAGUGAUUAUGUUUCAUAGCAUAUUUGCAAUUGGAUUGAUUUAAUUUUUGGAUAUAAACAAAAAGGAGAAGAAGCAGUCAAAGCUCUAAAUACAUUUUAUUAUUUGACAUAUGAAAAUUCGAUAGAUUGGGAUUCGAUCAAAAAUGAAAAACAAAAGAUAUCGUUGGAGUCUCAGGCAAUUCAUUUUGGCUAAUGUCCAAGUUAAAUUUUGGACAGAGCUCACAUUGCCAGAGGGAAAUAAAAAGUUGUUUUUAGGAUUGUAGAUGAAAAAUUAGAAAAGAGAAUCCUUAGGUAAAAACAAAAUAAUCCGCAACCUUAGUCACAAAACUAUUAGAGAAGCAAAUCAAUCAUUAGAAUACAUUUUUCAAGUGAUAACAAAGUUUGGAUUAUUCGCCGAAAUGGAGAAUGUGCUACUAUUAGAUUAGAUUUAAAAGACAACAAAUUUGAUCUUGCUAAUUAGAAAGAACAACCUAUCAAUUUUGGGAAAUUUAUGGAUGAAAACUAAUAUCUCUUUGAUUGGACUUGUAAUUAUGAUGAACUCCCUGUUUUGAAUAGAGGAAAAUAAGUAUUGAUUGGAGGCAUCUGGGAUGGAAGACUGCUUAUCUAUAAUAAUGGUAUCAUCUCUGAAUAGAGAUUCGAAUAAGAACACACCAUAACAGUAAUGAGAUUUGACUACAAAAUGAGAAUAUUGGCUACUGGUAGUAAGGAUGGCACUCUUAUUAUAUAUAAAGUGUUAAAUAACUCAUACAUUCCAAUUAGUAAGCAUCAUCAUCAUGAAUAAUCGAUUACAGAUAUCUUUAUAUGUAAUGAUCUCAAGGUUGUAAUAACUUGUUCUAGUGAUGGUUGGAUUCACAUGUAUAAUUAAUGGUCUGGCAAAUACUUAAGAAGUUAUAGACAUCCUAAGGGUUUGCCUAUUAGCAAAGUUUGUAGUUAUUGUACUCCAUUGUAUGGAAUAGCAUUUUACGAAAACAAAAACAUUUAUUCAUAUAGCAUCAAUGGAUAAUUCUUGGCACAUCUUGAGUUAAAAUAAUAUAUUGUUAAUUAAGGACAUCUCAAAGUCGUUAAGGAUUCAAAGUUAACUGAUAUUAUUGUAUGUGUUUUUUGUAUUUUAAUAGGUGUUACCGUUGUGCAUGGAAAAGAAAAUAUUAAUGUUAACAACUCCCUUUUUGCAGAAAAGAAAUGAAAUAUAAUUGACUGAUUGCUAACAAUCAAUGAACGAUAUUAGUUCUUUUGCUUUAUCACCAGAUAGAACAAUUUUAGCAUUUGGAACAUCAGAUGGAGAGUUUGGAUUGGUAGUAGACUAGCGAAUCUUUUCAUAAGAUUGA
This is a messenger RNA of Paramecium octaurelia, 6944 nucleotides long. NCBI's taxonomy places the organism in Eukaryota, Ciliophora, Oligohymenophorea, Peniculida, Parameciidae. The record is from the annotation of a GenBank genome assembly.